AUGGCGCAGACACUGAUGGACAUAUUCUACUCCCUUGGGAGCUGCGUGUACUGCUUUCCGAGCACACCGCAGUUGAAGAUCAAUCACAGAAGCUUCCGCAUGUUGAGACUGCUGGGCGAGGGCGGCUUCUCCUAUGUAUACCUCGUCCAAGACACAUCAGACUCGGCACUCUAUGCCCUCAAGAAGAUCCGGUGCCCCUUCGGGCAGGAAUCCGUCUCCCAAGCCCUGAAGGAGGUCGAGGCAUACACCCUCUUCGCACCUCACCCGAACAUCAUCCACAGCAUCGACCAUGCCGUACAAAACGACUCGAGCAGCAAAGUCUCGGGUAUUGGCAAUGACACCACCUCCUCCAAGACCGUCUACAUCCUCCUCCCCUACUACCGCCGCGGCAACCUGCAAGACAUGAUCAACGCCAACCUCGUGAACCACACCCGCUUCGGCGAGCGACGCCUCAUGCAGCUGAUGCUGGGUGUCUGCAAGGCUCUCAAGGCCAUGCACCAGUACCACGUACGCAACAAUCCCUCGAGGGCCGCUGCGCAAGCGAUCCGCGAAGAAGCAGCCGACGCCGCCGCACGGCGCAACGCCCAAACCCGCGCCCAGAAGCGCAACAUGACGGCAGACGCGACGCAUCAACAAGACCUGGCCUCGGAGCAAGAACAACCGCUCAUGCCCGAGGGCGAGAUCACGCGCGCACAGGCGGGCAAAGAACCCGGCGACAUACGUGCUUACGCCCACCGCGACAUCAAGCCCGGCAACAUCAUGAUCUCCGACGACGGCCGCCUACCCAUUCUGAUGGACCUUGGCAGUCUGGCCCCGAGCCCCACGGCCAUCACGUCGCGCUCGCAGGCGAUUGCUGUCCAGGACGUCGCGGCCGAACACUCGACCAUGCCCUACCGAGCCCCGGAACUGUUCGACGUCAAGACCGGCAGCGUCAUCGACACCAAAGUCGACAUCUGGUCUCUCGGCUGCACCAUGUACGCAUGCCUGAUCGGCAAAUCGCCUUUCGAGGCGCGCAGCGACGAGACCGGCGGCAGUCUGAGCAUAUGCGUGCUGAGCGGGGACUGGCGAUGGCCCGGCGAGGGCAGCGCAAACAAGGGCAAGGCUCCUUCACGAUCGAACACGCAGCAGUCCCUGGCGAACGGCAACUCCGAAACCGCCAGCUCAGGGACCAAGCUGUACCCCCAUCCCGCUACGAGGGAGGUCGUGCAACGGUGUCUCCAGGUGGAACCGUCAGAAAGGCCCGACGUCGACGAACUCAUGACGCUAAUCGAUACGUGCCUCAGUGAGCUCCCUGAGGAUGAUGAAGGUGUUGGUCCCUCGGACGGCGACUUAUAA
Molecule: messenger RNA, 1335 nt
Organism: Exophiala spinifera
Lineage: Eukaryota; Fungi; Ascomycota; Eurotiomycetes; Chaetothyriales; Herpotrichiellaceae
Exons: 2
Coding region: 1-1335 (444 amino acids)
Biological process (GO): vacuolar protein processing; protein phosphorylation; regulation of vacuole fusion, non-autophagic
Cellular component (GO): cytoplasm; Golgi apparatus
Molecular function (GO): protein serine/threonine kinase activity; ATP binding
Source: RefSeq, a predicted model, not a curated record